UUUUUCAUUUCUCUUCACCUGAAGUUUGGUGUGCGUGUUAGUCAGUCAUACAUUCUUACGUUCUACACAAUAUUGACCUGCUACAGGUCGUUUGAGACGCUCGCUUGGUGGGUUUUUUUUCCUUCUUUCCUUUUACCUGUACUCAACCACAGGUGUACACAUACACACACAUACACACACACAUACACAUACAUACAUACAUACAUACAUACAUACAUACAUACAUACAUACAUACAUAUAUAUAUAUAAAGGAAAUGGGAAUUCAACUUACCUGUCGCCAAUCUUGGAUCUAAUUUUUAAAGGAUAUAUUUACAUCGCUAUCACUCAUCUCAGGCGUCAGAUACUGUUACGUUAAUGAAAAAUAUUAGGAAUAUGGAGAAACCAUCUUUUACAUUGAUGAUUUUACUGGCUACCAUACGUUUUACUUCAUCAUCUUCAGUUACCUUUGAACAGCAUGGUUGUGAAUCACUCUUUACUACCACCAUAAAAAAUUUAUCUGAACUGGUAACAUUCUCCAAUAUCCCGUUAAAUUUAAGUUUCAAAAAACAAGUGUCAGAUUUUCCGGUAGUUUAUUCUUUACCGGUAGACAUGAUAAAUAAUGUGACGGAAAUAAAAUGGGAAGCAAGUUACCAGUCAACCAUCCAAAAUUUUACAGCGCCAGUUCCAGCAACUUGUUGUGUAGGAUCUACUACUCCCAGAAGUAUCAACUGCAUAGAUGUAAAUAUCACAUGCCCAUCUAAUCAAUGUUCUUCAGCAAAACCAUGGAAUGUAUACGAAGACUUCUACAAAAUGAACUGCAAAGACUGUGCUUGUACAUAUUGUUACAAAGGUGGACUUGCACUGCAUCAAUUGGUAUGUAGAAUUUGUUUUUUGAGACGAUAACGAAAGAGUGAAUGG
Messenger RNA from Octopus sinensis (East Asian common octopus), 898 nucleotides. RefSeq lists its product as uncharacterized. The transcript is spliced from 4 exons. The record is from RefSeq and is a predicted model, not a curated record. Bases 356 to 883 code for a protein of 175 amino acids. Lineage: Eukaryota; Metazoa; Mollusca; Cephalopoda; Octopoda; Octopodidae.